UUCGUCCCGACCCCGCUGACUGGAGUCGGCCUUAGCACGCUCCGUUAGUGACGCUCUGCCUCUCUUCACCGCGCGUGUUGCAACUCAAUUCGAGACAUUGAUCACAGCAGUUAUCAUUACUUCAAUCUCUUCCAAAACUUGCAAUAUUUGACAUGCUUGGCAUCACCAAAAAUUUUUCUCUUAUCCGCGCUUCUCGAUGUAGCAAGACGUCAUCUCGGCAAGCUCCUUCUCGAUCCUUUUCGCUUCUUCACUCCUUCACCAAACACUCACCCCAUCGCCGCCCAUAUCACGUCACCCGCACCUCGUCGCAUUGCACGCCUGUCGAACAAAAAUGCGCCCGCAAGUCCUCUCCGAGGAGCUGCUUUGUUUUCGACCUGUCGCGCUACGCAGAACAACUGGACCAGCACAUCCCGGCCGACCUUUCCAAAAUUCAACAGCGCGUCGACCUCGCAAAAAACAGCGGCCUUGUCCCCGACGCAGCCGACUCUUUGCAAGUCUUCCUCUCUUACUUAAGGCAAAACCUCACUAGCCAGGCCAUGGCCCACUUCCUCGAGAUUUGUUCGGCCCCGGAAAUCAAAGUCUUUCAUUACGAACUACUGCUCGUCCAGUUGGCCUCAAAGAGAGAAUGGAAGCACUUUCUGGACGUCCUCAGCUACUUCAAUCGCUCCUUGAAAAACAAAGCCAUUUCCCUAAGAACCGAAACCUGCGACAUCAUCCUCAUCGCGCUCGGGGAAUGCGGAAACGUCCAGCACGCGAUACAGAUAUACGAAGACAUGUUUCGCGCGCAACACAUACCAACCAAGUUGCAUCUGAUCAACGUCUUGAAGGCGGCAUCUGUUUCUGGAGAUCCUAAGACAUUUCACCAAUUUUUUAUGCGACUCAAUCACAAAUCGAUCAAACUUUCGAACUCUGACCUGAGAAUACUCAUCGACCUAUGGGGAACCUCUCGAGCGUCCGCAGAAUGGCUCAGCCAGAGAAACGUCAAUACCGCCGACUACGCUUGUGUUAUGGACGCUUCGCUUCGCGCUCACAACUACAAGGUGGCCAUCAACCUCUUUUCAGAAUGCAGGGAGCUCGCGAAUUUAACGCCUGACUCCCUGAUGUACGAGACGUUUUUGAGCGCCUGCAUCCGAGACAACCAACUCCGAAUGAAGGCCCGCGAGUGGAAGAAAAAGUUCCAUCGAUACCCCAAAGGGGUCGAGGACCAAAAACAUCAUUACGAUUUUGUCGACUUCCUCACGGAGCUCUCCAACCACCUGGGCGACUCCAUCGCCUAUGCGCGUCCGGCACCGUCCGGCGAACAAAUCAAGUUUUCAAGAACAACGAGAAAGGCAUCUAAGCAACUGUACAAAUUCUACCCGAAGAUCGCCUUCCAAACAGAUAUGGACCAACUUUACGAAUGGGUGCCAGAAUACACCGAAAGGAAAGAGCGCGCGAAGCUGGCGCUGGAACAAGAAAAGAAAGCGAUCGAAUUGGAAAAGAUCCAAGAAGAAGCGAAAAAAGAGGCAGAAAGUCUUGGCGAUUAAUGGGCGGUUCGACAACUAUUAUGUACAGGAAGCAUCCAAGCAGCGAAAAAAUUAAACAAACAAAAAAAGCUCUUGUUUAAAGAAAACACCCUCGGGGUCGGAAAUUUGCGUUUGUCAGGCUGAGAACUUUGAAAACUGUUUUUCUCCAACGUAGAUACAACGAAUAACAGACGUGACUCACAAAUUCGUUGCUGCUCGCUGGACGAAACGUUGAAAAUUGGCCUCAAGCUUCUUUGCCAUUUUUUCAGGCGACUUCGUUCCCCUUUUUUGGCUUCUUGUGCGUUCAAAUGGUUCCCUACCCCCAAUCCCGCUCGCUACUUGAAAUGUGUUUUUAGUUUAACUCACUUCUCGCGCGCGGGCGGCGCCUCUUGUCCUCGUCCGGCGUGGGCUUUCGAAGCCCCCGAGGCCGAGUGUUCCGUCCUCGCGCGCGGAACUGCCUCGAUAGCCCCCCUGCUCGCCGCGAGUUCGAAAGGGCUUUUGCAGAAAAAGGGACGGAUACCGCAAUACAUAGGCCACACACAACCAAGCAUUACUGAAAAAUCAAAAAAAACGUGUUUCGGGCACUGUAUCCCGCACCGUUGUCCGAGAGUAUCGGCUUCAGCCAUAGAACACGGGACCAAGACUUGUCGGGGGUUUCUGCUUCAGGCCACCCGCACCCGACUCAGGUGCCUCUACGGUACGGCGAAUACACGGACGUGUACAGAAGAGAGCGACGGGAGGCCGAAAAGAUCAGAAAGCAAAGAGACAAGCACUCGAGACAGGCACUGCAAGCCGGCUUUUUAGGCGACGACGACUCUAUGCGUCUUCACCAUGAUCGAGCAAGGGAGCUUCAAGAGCGGUUUGUGGCGGAGCAAAGCGCAGCCGCGUCUAGAAUUUUCGCUUUUUUUAAUCACAUGAACGCCGAAAUAACAAAGAAGUCGUGCGAAAAAGUGGGCUGUGAAUGCUGGCGCUGGAUUGACCUGCAUGGAUUGCAUGCAGAAGAGGCGAUCAAAUUUCUCUCGAUGCGAAUCAAUUCGAUAGCAGAGUUGAUUGAAAGUUCGGCCAAUCAAAAUCAGAAGAAUAAAGUUGAUCAUCAAGAAAACCAUCGCGGAAAAAUAACGUCUACAAAACCAGUUUGGCUGAAUGUGAUUACCGGGAGAGGCGGACACCAGCCAGGAUACUCCAUACUCAAGCCAGCGAUUACCUCCUACCUUGAAAAAAACCAGCUAUGCUAUCGGGUGAUAAACGAUGGGUCCUAUUUUGUCUGGGUUACGCCGUACAAAAGGGUUUCAAGUUGACACUUUUUUUCAAAAUUUUGUAGAGAGCAGCGUGCGGCACGUCCCGUAACUAGACGAAAUUCUUCGAUGGUUCUUUCAGAGACUAGUUCCGAGAUGUGCGGUUGCGUCCGCAACCCCGACAAAGGCCGCCUUAUUGUGAACACUUUAACCAGUUUCGAGACAAGGAAGCUGAAUUUUUUUUUCGAAAUGUAGUUCUCUUCAACAA
Schistocerca gregaria is the source of this 3008-nucleotide messenger RNA. RefSeq lists its product as uncharacterized. The transcript is spliced from 2 exons. Gene Ontology annotation, molecular function: protein binding. Lineage: Eukaryota; Metazoa; Arthropoda; Insecta; Orthoptera; Acrididae. The record is from RefSeq and is a predicted model, not a curated record. The coding region runs from base 153 to 1526 and encodes 457 amino acids.